GUUUCCUCACUCCGGCAACCCUCAUUUCUCUCUCCCAAUCACACACCGCAGGCUGAAGAUGGCGGGAGACGACGAUUCAUCCAGAUCGGGCGGCGACGGCGCGAUUCCUCCGUCCACACCCGAUUCUCCGACAUCGGCAGGGUUCAACACGGACCAGUUGCCGUUCAACACCAGCCAGAACUACACCGACGACGACGACGAGGCGUCCGUCGAUCCUGAGAUCGUCAGGGACGAGAUCGAAGAGGAACACCUCAACGAUGAAGAGGAAGAAGGGGAGGACCUCUUCAACGACAAUUUCAUGGAGGACUAUCGGGGGAUGGGCGAGCAGGACCAGUACGAAGGGUUGGGGAUUGACGAUUCUCUCGAGGACGAGAGGGAUUUGGACCAGAUUAUGGCGGAUCGCAGAGCUGCCGAGCUCGAGCUUGACGCCAAAGAGGCUCGCGUUUCUCAGCGCAAGCUUCCGCAGCUUCUUCACGAUCGAGAUAGCGACGAUGAAAGCUACAGGCCAUCAAAAAGAACAAGGGCUGACUUCAGGCCUCCAGGUACUCCUGGAAGUAUGGAUGAUACUGAUGGAAUGGCCAGUUCUCCAGGUAGAUCACGAGGCAACUCCAGGGAUGAUGUUCCCAUGACUGAUCAGACAGAUGAUGACCCUUAUGACGAUGAAGAGAAUGAUGAACCGGAGAAUGCCAUGUAUAGGGUUCAGGGAACCCUUAGAGAGUGGGUUACUAGAGAUGAAGUGAGGCGUUUCAUUGGCAAGAAAUUCAAGGGUUUUUUGCUCACAUACGUCAAACCAAAGAGUGAGAAUGAAGACUUUGAGUAUCUGAGGCAGAUCAAUGAAAUGGUCUCAGUUAACAAGUGUAGCCUUGAGAUUGAUUAUACACAAUUCAUCUUUGCGCACCCCAACAUUGCAAUCUGGCUUGCGGAUGCGCCCCAGUCUGUCCUUGAGAUUAUGGAAGAAGUUGCCAAUAAGCUUGUUUUUGACUUGUACCCAAAUUACAAGAAAAUCCAUCAAAAGAUCUAUGUGCGCAUUACUAAACUGCCUGUCUAUGAUCAGAUACGAAAUAUUAGGCAGAUACACUUGAACACCAUGAUUCGUAUUGGUGGAGUUGUUACUCGACGUUCUGGAGUCUUUCCUCAAUUGCAGCAAGUUAAAUAUGAUUGUAAUAAAUGUGGUGCAAUUCUUGGGCCUUUUGUCCAGAACUCAUAUUCAGAGGUAAAGGUGGGUUCUUGUCCAGAGUGUCAGUCAAAAGGACCAUUCACUGUUAACAAUGAACAGACAAUAUAUAGAAACUACCAGAAACUUACUCUCCAAGAAAGCCCUGGAAUUGUUCCUGCUGGUAGGUUACCGAGACACAAGGAAGUGAUACUUUUGAAUGAUCUAAUUGACUGUGCCCGACCCGGAGAAGAGAUAGAGGUGACUGGCAUAUAUACCAACAACUUUGAUUUGUCUUUAAAUACAAAGAAUGGGUUUCCUGUCUUUGCCACUGUGGUUGAAGCAAAUUAUGUUGCCAAGAAACAUGACCUCUUUUCAGCUUACAAGCUGACUCAAGAAGACAAAGAAGAAAUUCAGAAGUUGGCAAAAGACCCAAGAAUUGGAGAAAGGAUUGCCAAGUCAAUAGCCCCCUCCAUUUAUGGACAUGAGGACAUUAAGACUGCGAUAGCUCUGGCCAUGUUUGGUGGCCAAGAGAAGAAUGUUGAAGGAAAACAUCGUCUGCGAGGAGAUAUUAAUGUGCUCCUGCUCGGUGAUCCUGGAACUGCCAAAUCCCAGUUCCUAAAGUAUGUUGAGAAGACUGGACAAAGGGCUGUGUACACCACUGGAAAAGGAGCUUCUGCUGUAGGACUCACUGCUGCAGUUCACAAGGAUCCGGUCACGAGGGAGUGGACUCUCGAAGGAGGUGCACUUGUUUUGGCUGACAGAGGCAUAUGUCUUAUUGAUGAGUUUGACAAAAUGAAUGAUCAGGACAGAGUGAGCAUCCAUGAAGCAAUGGAACAGCAGAGUAUUAGCAUAUCAAAAGCUGGGAUAGUCACAUCUCUCCAGGCCCGCUGUUCUGUAAUUGCUGCUGCAAAUCCUAUUGGGGGAAGAUAUGAUUCCUCGAAGACAUUUUCACAGAAUGUGGAGCUCACUGAUCCAAUUGUUUCCCGAUUUGAUGUUCUCUGUGUUGUCAAGGAUGUGGUUGACCCAGUAACUGAUGAGAUGCUGGCACAAUUUGUCGUUGAUAGUCACUACAAAUCCCAGCCCAAAGGUUCCAACUUCGAUGAUAGGUCUGUGAACAACUCACAGGAUGAAAACCAAGCUUCAGCCGGAGAAACAGAUCCGGAGAUAAUACCCCAAGAGAUGCUAAAGAAAUACCUAACAUAUGCUAAGCUAAACGUGUUUCCAAAGUCGCAUGAUGCAGAUUUAAACAAGCUUACACAAGUUUAUGCUGAACUUCGGAGAGAAUCAUCAAAUGGACAAGGAGUUCCUAUUGCGGUGAGACAUAUAGAAUCAAUGAUACGAAUGUCUGAAGCCCAUGCUAGAAUGCACCUCAGAAACCAUGUCACUCAAGAGGAUGUUGACAUGGCUAUUCGAGUCCUGCUGGAUUCAUUUAUCUCAACCCAAAAGUUUGGUGUACAGAAAGCACUGCAGAAGAACUUCAAAAAAUACAUGAUAUUCAAAAAGGAUUUCAACGGAAUCGUUCUCCACCUUCUUCGAGGACUUGUGAAGGACACCCUGCAGUUUGAAGAGCUUGCAACUGGUUCUACUGCUAACCUCUCUCAUGUUGAUGUCAAAGUGGAAGAAUUACAAAGCAAGGCACUUGAUUAUGGAAUCAGUGAUCUGAAGGCUUUCUUCAGCAGCACAGAGUUUUCGAAUGCCAGCUUUGAGUUGGACGAACAAAGAGGUAUUAUAAGGCAUCGUCUUACCCACUAAUUUGAGCGACGAUGUUGGUACGAGAUUAAGUAACGGGCUCUAUUAUCAACAUUGUUGAAUUUUUUUCAUCCUUAUUAAAAGUAUGUUAGGUUCUGCACUUAACUUUUCCUUCCAAAUAUGUAGCAGGAGACCUAUAAUUUAUUUCAGAUUUAGCCUUUGUAAGAAAAGUUGGUAAUCUCAAAUUUGUAUUAUAAUAUGGGUUGAAAAUCUAGCACUCA
This is a messenger RNA of Salvia hispanica, 3126 nucleotides long. It is a transcript of the gene MCM2, whose product is annotated as minichromosome maintenance (MCM2/3/5) family protein. Gene Ontology annotation, biological process: DNA replication; mitotic DNA replication initiation; double-strand break repair via break-induced replication. Gene Ontology annotation, molecular function: 3'-5' DNA helicase activity; single-stranded DNA binding; ATP binding. Gene Ontology annotation, cellular component: MCM complex; nucleus. The record is from RefSeq and is a predicted model, not a curated record. NCBI's taxonomy places the organism in Eukaryota, Viridiplantae, Streptophyta, Magnoliopsida, Lamiales, Lamiaceae.